UCAGAUUCUUACGUGAAUGGAACUGCUUUCCAGUGCUGUCCGACAGUCAGAUCAACCCGACCACAUGAGCAAAGAGCGGUGAAACCCGCCCGGACCGGGUGGGGUGACAUGCGGAACCAGGUGCAGAGGAGAAAAGUGAAAAGUGGUGUUCCUGAUGUAAAGCCGGCAGCGUUUAUUAACAUGAUAUUACACUGUCUGAAAACGGGUUUCCACGUGUGAGAGGAGCCAACUGUGCUCUGCUUUGAACAAACAGACACUCCGACGGGACUUGAUGGUUUAACUUGUCCCUGGGUUUGUUAGAAAUGGCAACAAAAUGCAGAUUUUUCCUUCAGAGGGUCCUUACAGGACUCAGAGCUCAUGCUGGGUGGUAUCACCAUGCUUCAGGUAGAGGACACCUGGUGUGCAGAACACCAGUCAGACAGCUGAGCAGCUCCAACAGACUCCACAUGUCUCCCUCUGCCACCACAGGUCCCAGCAGCCUCUCGUUCAGGACUCACACCUGUGGACAGCUGAGGUCACAUCAUGUAGGGGAGAAGGUCACAUUGUGUGGCUGGGUCCAGUAUCUCAGACAAGACCUGUUUGUCAUCCUGCGAGAUUUCAGCGGUUUGACCCAAGUUCUGAUCCCUCAGGAAGAUUCUGCUCUGAAAGCAGUGCUGUGUGACCUCUCUGUGGAGUCAGUCGUCAAGGUUACGGGAACAGUCAGAAAAAGACCAGUUGGACAGGAGAAUAAGGGGAUGCCAACAGGAGACAUAGAGGUCCUGGCGGAGAACUUGGAAGUUUUCAAUGUUUGCCGGAAGCUGCCUUUUGAGAUAAAGGACUUUGUGAAAAAGUCUGAGUCGCUGCGGAUGCAGUAUCGCUACCUGGACCUGAGGUCAUCUCAGAUGCAGAACAACCUCAGACUAAGAUCCCAGCUGGUGAUGAAGAUGAGAGAGUAUCUCUGUAAUGUGCACGGUUUUGUGGAUGUUGAAACACCUACUUUAUUCAAACGAACACCAGGGGGCGCUAAAGAAUUUGUUGUUCCCUCCAGAGAGCCGGGCCUGUUUUACUCUCUGCCCCAGAGCCCGCAACAGUUUAAGCAGCUGCUGAUGGUGGCUGGAGUCGACAGGUACUUCCAGGUGGCUCGAUGUUACAGAGAUGAAGGCUCCAAACCAGACCGGCAGCCAGAGUUCACUCAGGUGGACAUAGAGAUGUCUUUUGUGGACCAGGCAGGCAUUAUGUCGCUGGUGGAGGGCUUGCUGCAGUAUUCUUGGCCUGCAGACAAAGGUUCUCUAAAGGUCCCUUUCCAGACAAUGACAUAUAAGGAAGCAAUGAGAGACUACGGUGUGGACAAACCGGACACUAGAUUUGGUAUGAAGCUGAUGGACGUCAGUGAGCCUUUCUUCUCCACUCAGAUAGAAUUCCUCAGAUCAGCUCUCAGCCAGUCAGAAGGCUCGAUUCAGGCCAUCCGUGUCCCCAGUGGAGCUACACAUUUCACUGGAAAAGAUUUGGAAGAACUGAAGCAAACAGCCAGGACUCAGUUCAGACAGGAGCUGAGUCUGGUGUUGGUGAGAGAAGACGGGACGUUAAAGUCUCCUCUGAAGAAGCUGAUUCCUGACUCUGUCACAGAGGACCUUCUGAGGAGGACUGAAGCCAACCCAGGAGACCUGUUGCUGCUAGCAGCUGGCUCUCUCCACACUGUGCGCCCGUUGCUUGGUAGUCUUCGCCUCCAGGCAGCACAGCUUCUAGAGGCUCAUGGCCUUUCAGUCCGUGACCAUGCGGCCUUCAACUUCCUGUGGAUUGUGGACUUCCCUCUUUUCUUACCAAAAGAAGAUAAACCAGAGGAGUUGGAGUCAGCUCAUCAUCCUUUUACUGCUCCGCGACCGGAGGACAUGGAGUUACUCUUCAAGGAGCCAAACAAAGUGUGUGGGCAGCACUAUGAUCUGGUACUGAAUGGCAGUGAGAUCGGAGGAGGUUCCAUCCGCAUCCAUAAAUCCUCAGAGCAGCUCCAUGUCAUAAAGAACAUCCUCAAGGAGGAUCCCAGUCUUCUUUCACAUCUGCUGGAGGCUCUUGAUUCCGGAGCACCACCUCAUGGAGGCAUCGCUCUGGGUUUGGAUCGGCUGGUCUCCAUUUUGGUCGGAGCUUCCAGCAUUCGCGACGUCAUCGCCUUUCCCAAGUCAUUCCGCGGCCACGACCUCAUGAGCCACGCCCCUGAUUCCGUGUCAGAGGAAGAGCUGAAGCUGUACCACAUUUCUGUCCAGUGGCCAACAGAGGGAGGAGGGGAAGGGAAGUGAGACAAUGACAAACCGACAUCCGACGAGAUGAAAUCUUUCCAAAUUUCUGUCCUGGAAAGCAACAAUAUAGGUGUCGAUGAGGUCACAGAGAUGGAGGAGUGUAACAUCCCUUCCAUGUGGUCCGUAGGAACAUUAAGGAUGAGAGAAUUUAAGAGGAAAAUGAUGCUGUGGCUUUAUUUCUACGACUGAAGGUUAAAAAAAUCAUGCCACAAGGACAGAGUGUAAAGCGGAGCCAUCUUCUGGUUCACUGUAAAGAAACACUUUAUAUCAACUGUUAUAUCAAAACUUAUAUGGUCAGAAAGUUAGUUGUUUCUCAUAUUCAUACUUUAUAAAAUUGAAUUUGUCGACCACGUUACUGUGUAGUUUUUGUACUCGACUCUUAUAUUAGUUUGAGUGAUCUGUGUGUUACAUCCUCGUCAAUAAGAAUAAAGCUUUUGUGAUAAAAUA
Messenger RNA from Girardinichthys multiradiatus, 2717 nucleotides. RefSeq names its product aspartyl-tRNA synthetase 2, mitochondrial (gene dars2). Gene Ontology annotation, biological process: aspartyl-tRNA aminoacylation. Gene Ontology annotation, molecular function: nucleic acid binding; ATP binding; aspartate-tRNA ligase activity. Lineage: Eukaryota; Metazoa; Chordata; Actinopteri; Cyprinodontiformes; Goodeidae. The transcript is spliced from 17 exons. The record is from RefSeq and is a predicted model, not a curated record. Gene Ontology annotation, cellular component: mitochondrion; cytoplasm. The coding region runs from base 303 to 2270 and encodes 655 amino acids.